CUUUACUAGGAAUUAAUACUCAUUCCUUACUACUGUAUGUUUAUGUGCUUACACGUCUCUGUCAUUUUGUUAUUCUAAUAGAUGGCGAUGGCAUAAUUCUAGAAGUAACAGGAGACAUUUGUCUGCAGAUGAUACAAUUGAAGAGUUCCUUCAAAAACAUAACAACUUCAUACCUAUUAAGUACUCAUAUUCUGAAAUAAAGAAAAUGACUAGAGGUUUCAAAGAUAAAUUAGGUGAAGGAGGUUAUGGUUUGGUUUUCAAAGGAAAGCUUCGAAGUGGCAAUUUAGUGGCAGUAAAAUUAUUGAGCAAAUCAAAAGCAAAUGGCCAAGAUUUCAUCAAUGAAGUUGCUACCAUUGGAAGGGUCCAUCAUGUUAAUGUGGUGCGACUGAUCGGAUUUUGCGUGGAGGGAUCUAAACGAGCUCUUGUAUAUGAUUUCAUGCCAAAUGGAUCCUUGGAUAAAAUCAUAUUUUCUAGUGAAGACAACACAUCUUUAACCUGUCAAAGAAUGUUUGAGAUUGCUGUUGGAGUGGCUAGGGGGAUUGAAUACUUACAUCGAGGAUGCGAAAUGCAGAUUCUACAUUUUGAUAUCAAACCACACAACAUCCUUUUGGAUGAGAACUUCAAUCCAAAAGUUUCAGAUUUUGGCCUUGCAAAAUUGUAUCCAACUGAUGACAGUGUUGUAUCUCUUACUGUAGCAAGAGGUACUCUAGGAUACAUGGCUCCAGAAUUAUUCUACAAGAAUAUUGGAGGCGUCUCAUACAAAGCUGAUGUCUAUAGCUUUGGAAUGUUGUUGAUGGAAAUGGUGGGAAGGAGAAGGAACUUAAAUGCAUUUGCUAAUCAUACAAUUGGGAGAUGUUACUGAUGUUGAAAAGAAUGUUCUGAUGAAGAUGGCCAUAGUUGCCUUGUGGUGCAUACAAAUGAAACCU
Molecule: messenger RNA, 926 nt
Organism: Rubroshorea leprosula
Lineage: Eukaryota; Viridiplantae; Streptophyta; Magnoliopsida; Malvales; Dipterocarpaceae
Source: the annotation of a GenBank genome assembly